This is a messenger RNA of Drosophila busckii, 2580 nucleotides long. RefSeq names its product putative leucine-rich repeat-containing protein DDB_G0290503. Lineage: Eukaryota; Metazoa; Arthropoda; Insecta; Diptera; Drosophilidae. Bases 1 to 2580 code for a protein of 859 amino acids. The record is from RefSeq and is a predicted model, not a curated record. The transcript has 4 exons.
AUGCCAGCCAAUUCGGCAGCUGAUGUUGUGAAACAGCAACAACUUGCCAAUCAGACGUUAAUAAAGAAUCAACUUCAAGCCAAGUGCGAGGCACAGGCGCUCGCAAUCAAGAAACUGGCGGCUAAGUCUGAGGAAACCUUGAAGAAAAAUGAGCAGCUAUAUAGACUACAAACUAAGCUUGAAGAGCGCGACAAACUUAAGGAUGCUUUGAUAAGUGAAAAGGAUAAGCGCAUUUUCGACUUGGAUACGAAACUAGAAGCCAGCGUUGAGGCACAAAAGGAAACUUUGAAGAAAAGUGAGCAGCUUCAGGCGAAAGUCAAUGAACUACAAACUAAACUUGACGUACAGCUGGAAGAAGCUUCGAAGAAUAACAAUGAACUAAAGACUACUUUAUUAAGUGACUUGAAAGAGCAAAUAAAUAAUAUAGAAAAGAAUAAAGAAUUCAAAGAUAAGCUCAUUGAAUAUGUAGAUCGAGCUGAAGCGACUAGCUGUGUGCCCUAUGGCAAUGAUAUUCAAGUGAUAAUUCUACCUGGCACAGGAGCCUUCCAGGUGCCCUGUGAUUCAAAGUUCGCUGGCGAGGGCUGGGCUGUCAUUCAACGCAGAAUCGAUGGCUCUGUGAACUUCAAUCGAACAUGGGAGGAGUAUAAGAAUGGAUUUGGUGACCUACGCGGUGAACUCUGGCUCGGCUUAGAGCGGCUGCAUCUGAUGACAAAGCUUCAGCCACACGAGCUCUUCAUACAGCUUGAGGAUUUCCGGAAUGAAACACGCUAUGCGCGCUAUACAAAUUUCUCUAUUGGCAAUGAGACGCAAUCUUAUGAAUUAUUAAGCUUGGGCGACUAUGAUGGCAAUGCUAGGGACGCCUUAAAGCGCCAUAAGAAUAGGAAAUUCUCAACCCCAGAGCGGGAUAAUGAUAAAUCGCAUGAAAUGAAUUGUGCGGCAAAUUAUGCGAGUGAGUCCGGGGAAUCAAACGAGGAUUGCACGACAUAUUGCUAUAAAGUCGUGAAGCCUUUAUUGGAAUAUUUUCGUAGAUCCGCUGAAAAGAAUGAUCAAUACGAAAAGCUACAGACAAAGCUGCAGCAAAGGGAAACCACAAUAAAGAGUCUUGAAAGUAAAGCUAACGCAAAUAAGGAAGCUUUAAGCAAUUGGAGUGAGGACAAGUUAAAGGCAGAAAAGGAAACCUUGAAGCUUCCAGCUAAAAUCACUGAGCUGCAAACUAAGCUUGCGGAAGCUCUGAAGAAAGGCGACCAACUCAAGGAUUCAUUAACGAAUGAAAGGGAUAAACGCAUUGCUGAAAUUGAAGAGCAAUUGAGUUGCAAGGAACAUGAAAAUAAACUACUCAAAGAUGAGCUGACUAGACAAAAAGAUCGAGCUGAAGCGACUAGUUGUUUACCCUUUGGUAGCUCUAGUGACAUUGAAACGAUACGUCUACCUGGUGUAGAUCCCUUCCUAGUGCCCUGUGAUUCAAAGUUCGCUGGCAACGGAUGGACUGUCAUUCAGCGCAGAGUGGAUGACUCUGUGAGCUUUGAUCGAAACUGGGAGGAGUACAAAAAUGGAUUCGGUGACCUGCGUGGUAACUUUUGGCUCGGGCUAGAGAAACUUCAUCUGAUGACGAAGCUUCGGCCACACGAGCUCUACAUACAGCUGGAGGAUUUCAACAACGAAACACGCUAUGCACGCUAUACCAAUUUCACAAUUGGGAAUGAAGAGUCCAGGGAAUCAAACGAGGAGUGCGGAACGUUUUGCUAUAAAGUCGUGAAGCAUUUAUUCCAAUAUCUUCGUAUAUCGGCUGAAAAGAAUGAUCAAUACGAAAAGCAACAGGGAAAGCUGGAGCAACAGCAAGCCACUAUAAAGCGGCUUGAGGCAGAAAAGGAAAUUUUGAAGCUUCAAGCGACAAUUCAUGAACAGCAGCUCGUUAUCAAUAAGUUUGAAUACAAGGAAUUACUCACCAAUUACACCAAGCAACGGGAGCAAACUACCAACGUUGAGGCCCAAAAGGAGUCUUUGAUGAAAAGCGAGCAACUUCAAACUAAAAUCACUGAGCUACAAACUAGACAUGAAGCACAGCAAGAAGCUUUGAGGAAAAGCAACGAGCUAAUAAGUGAAAAGGAUAAGCGCAUUGUAGACUUGGAUAAGGAACUAGAAGCUCGCGACGAGGCACAAAAGGAAACUUUGAAGGAAACUCAACAACUUCAAGCGAAAGUCAAUGAACUACAAACUAAGAUUGAAGAAAGCGACAAACUCAAGGAUUCUUUAAUGAGUGAAAAGGAUAAACGCAUUGCUCAAAUCGAAGAGCAAAUGAAUUGCAUGGAACAUGAAAAUAAACUACUCAAAGAUGAGCUGACUAAACAAAAAGAUCGAGCUGAAGCGACUAGUUGUUUACCCUUUGGUAAUUCAAAUGGUAUUCAAACGAUACGUGUGCCUGGUUCGGAUGCCUUCCAGGUGCCAUGCGAUUCAAAGUUCGCUGGCGAGGGAUGGACUGUCAUCCAACGCAGGGUGGAUGGAUCCGUGAACUUCAAUCGAACAUGGGAUGGAUAUAAAAAUGGCUUUGGGGACUUGCGCAGCGAAUUCUGGUCGGGCUAG